Molecule: messenger RNA, 1722 nt
Organism: Tribolium madens (black flour beetle)
Lineage: Eukaryota; Metazoa; Arthropoda; Insecta; Coleoptera; Tenebrionidae
Exons: 4
Coding region: 364-1572 (402 amino acids)
Cellular component (GO): endomembrane system
Molecular function (GO): ubiquitin protein ligase activity
Source: RefSeq, a predicted model, not a curated record
UAACCAAACCAAAAUAAAAACAAAGCACCUAUCGUUAAGCAAAAAUAUGUUUACGAUAUAAGUUUCAAAAAUAAUCCCCCGCAUGGGGCAUUAGAAUCUUUGGCAAAAGACACAGCGUCCUGACGCACAGGCGUAAAAGUGGGACAUAAAAAUGAGGUGGGGGUCCUUCCAGAAAGAAAAACAUCAACGUAGGUGAUCUCAAUAAAGAAAUUUGCGAGUCAACACAAAGAACAGUCAGAAAGCGAGAGCUCGAAAGCGCGUUGCAGUUUAUUCCAAGUCUAUUUCAAGUUUGGGUUGAGUAAAUAGUGUUCUAGAAGUUUUCCUGGCCGAACUUUGCCUCGUCCGUAAAAAACAGUGUGCAAAAUGGGCAUGAUAACCAGAGUCCGAGGACGGCUGAGGAGCUUUCACACCAUCCAAGUCGACCCGGAAAUGCAAAACGAAAAAAUCGCUGAAACUGUUUGUUUGUUAUCCGUUUUGUUCCUUCUUCCUUACUGCUCCAGAGGCCAUGCACCGCUACUUGUGAGUUUGGGGGGAUGGUGCGUUGCCACUUACUCUUUUCUAGUCCUCCCAGUACUUAUUUCUGCCAACUACAAGUAUCCUGUGAGAUGGUUGAGAAAAUUAUUUGCCAAAAUCCCAGCUCUGUUGAGCAAGUGGUCAGGCCCUGUUUGGUCCUUUAUUUGCAGAGUGUAUGCGCCGUUGGACCGAUGCGAAAAAAUGUUCAUGAAAAUGACGAAUUUAUCAAAUCUGGCCACACAAUUGGUGUUCUUUAUGAUGUGUGAUCGCGUCCUGCUGUGCUCCCUCGGAGGCGGCAACUGCCCGCAGAAGAAAGUCACCGGGUUGUACUCACUCAUGUUUUACAACGUUAUUGCUUACUGCGUCUCCUACAUCAAAGAACUGAUCGAGAAAGAGGACUGGUCUGUGACUGUUAACAUGACCCAACACAGCAACAUCAAACAUGUGGCAAUGUCCGCGACGAAAAUUGUGCUCGAAUGGACCAAAGCCAUAACUUUCAUAAUCACCGUCACCUUCAUGUUGCUCGUUUUUGGCUUGGAGCAGGGCUUGGAGCAUUACCAGCCCACAGCUUUGUACACACUCAUCACGUGGACUUACUACAUGUGUACUGAGAAAGUUUUCAUCGAGUUGUUCCCGCCAUUCCUUGCCUUCCUCCGGUUGAAACACCUGGAGGCCCUGGAGUCGCUCUACGCUCCGGUCAUCUUGCGCUACUACACCGUGAGUGUCGCGGCUGUUUUAGUGCUUUUCUUGUGCUUUUACGGCCAAGUCAGGUUCACUUUCAUUGCCUUCUAUUUGACGGUUUAUUUGAGACUUAAAGACAUGGUGGCCAACUGUCUGAAAACCUUGAGGCAGGAGCGGGCGAUUUUGGGACAGUUUAGACAUGCCACAGAAGAGGAAAUUGAGAAUUGUGACGACGUCUGCGCUGUUUGUUUGAGUCCGAUGGAAAAAGCAAGAGUUACUCCGUGUCAUCAUUUAUUCCACGCCAGUUGUCUCAGACAGUGCUUGAGCGCGUCGCAGAAUUGCCCCAUGUGCAAGAGGGAGUAUACAUUUGUACACUAGGAUUACGGAUUUUCUUUUUUAAAUGUUACGGUCGUACUAGCUUAAUAUUUUGUACGUGACUAGGAUAGGCAAACUAGAUUAGUUUUGCUACGUUUAUAUUGUAUUUAUUUAUUAUUUUAUAUUUUGUAUGUGAAUAAAAGUAUUACUCUA